Pseudovirgaria hyperparasitica is the source of this 6386-nucleotide messenger RNA. RefSeq names its product Sec63-domain-containing protein. The transcript has 4 exons. The coding region runs from base 132 to 6104 and encodes 1990 amino acids. The record is from RefSeq and is a predicted model, not a curated record. Lineage: Eukaryota; Fungi; Ascomycota; Dothideomycetes; Acrospermales; Acrospermaceae. Gene Ontology annotation, molecular function: ATP hydrolysis activity; ATP binding; nucleic acid binding.
GUUCGACUUUGGCGUCCUUACUCCCCUUGAUGAUAUUUGAAAGGCUGCAUCAAGGCUACCGAAGAAAUAGAACCCGCUCUGUCGAAGCUAUAGAGUUUCCACAGGAACCAUAAACGAAGCCUUAUGCCGAGAUGUCGCCGUCACUCGAGGACAUGGAGGCCGAGUGGCACUCGCAGCUCAACGCAAUGCGCAGCGCCAUUGCAGACUUAGGUAUUUCCAAGUUGACUGGAAGUACUGUCCCGUAUGGUCAUGAUUUUGAAUUGGACAUAGAUAGUACCCCUUCCGCCAGUGCGAGUGACGAAGACCUUUGGGACAUCAUUAGCGAUGAUAAUGAUGAUGGCGAAGUGACCGACUAUUCUGCUAUGGCUGCAGAAAACAGCCUUUCUACUGUUUUUAGUAACUCGGGUACAAUUUACAGUCGAGAGUGGCUGCGUGAGCAGUGUAGUCAAGUUGCUCGUGGCAGUGCAGGCCUGGACGGCGACACACUACAAGAUCAAGUGUUUGCCGUCCUUGCCUCGGACAGCAAUGAUGAGGAGCUCCAGAUGAUACUUGCAGAAGUUCUUGGUUAUGAACAACUUGACCUCGUUGCUGAUCUCAUCAAACAUCGGCAAACGGUAGUCCGAUCUUCUGAUACCUCACCAGACAGCAGAACAACUGCCGGCAGGUUGCAAACACGACAAGAGCGUGAAGAGACUCUUCGUCGACAGGAACUGGAGCAUAAAAAUGCACCAUUACCAGCACGAUCUCAUUUCGAUUCACCCAAGUAUCCACACGUUUACAAGACCCAUGAUGAAGGCAACACGUUGUCAUCCUCUGGCAGAAAGUACGCCGUGCCCCAAGGAAGUCAGCGUGUUGAACAUGAAAAAUAUGAAGAAUAUACAAUACCCGCUGCAAAGGUCGGCGUCCUUGGCAUGGGCCAGAGUCUAGUCGAAGUUGCCCAUAUGGAUGGGCUUUGCAAAAGAACUUUCAAAGGGUACAGAGCCCUCAAUCGCAUGCAAAGUUUAGCUUACCCAGUCGCAUACAAAACAAGCGAAAACAUGCUCAUUUGUGCUCCAACUGGUGCCGGUAAAACGGAUGCAGCAAUGCUCACUAUUCUGAAUACCGUCUCAAAAUAUGUGGCACCCAAUCCAGUCGAACACCCAGAUGCUGUCGACUUUACUGUCAUGACCGAGGAUUUCAAGAUUGUCUAUGUUGCCCCUAUGAAAGCCCUGGCAGCCGAAAUCACAGACAAAUUAGGGAAGCGCCUGUCCUGGCUUGGCAUCCAGGUUCGUGAAUUGACGGGUGAUAUGCACCUGACCAAAUCAGAGAUCAUGCAAACACAGAUCAUUGUUACGACUCCCGAGAAAUGGGAUGUUGUCACGCGGAAGAGUACUGGAGACACGGAACUCGUACAAAAAGUUCGAUUGCUCAUUAUCGAUGAAGUCCAUAUGCUUCAUGAUGAGCGUGGAGCAGUGUUGGAAUCGCUUGUUGCACGUACGGAGCGUCAGGUUGAAAGCACUCAAUCCCUCAUUCGAAUAGUUGGACUUUCGGCAACGUUACCAAAUUAUGUGGAUGUUGCAGACUUCCUCAAGGUGAAUCGCGAUGCUGGUCUCUUUUACUUCGAUGCCUCGUUCCGUCCGGUACCCUUGGAACAGCACUUCAUUGGAGUCAAGGGCAAAGCAGGGACAGCAAAGUCAAGAGAGAAUCUGGAUACUACUGCGUACGAGAAGGUAGAGGAUAUGCUGAGAAGGGGGCAUCAGAUCAUGGUCUUCGUCCAUUCGCGCAAAGACACUUUCAAGACCGCAAAGAUGAUUUAUGAAAAAGCGUUAGAGGCAGCAUCAGCUGAUCUACUUAGUCCUAUCGGCCAUCCUAACUAUGACAGUGCAGUGCGGGAAAUGAAGUCAUCGAAAGGCAAAGAAUUGCGCGAACUGAUACCGAAGGGCCUGGGAACACAUCACGCUGGUAUGCCACGCACAGACAGAAACCUGGUCGAACGUCUAUUUGCCGAUGGUGUCAUAAAAGUGCUGUGUUGUACUGCUACUCUUGCUUGGGGAGUCAAUCUGCCCGCCGCUGCCGUGGUCAUCAAAGGCACAGAGCUCUAUAGCUCACAAGAGGGAAAGUUUGUCGACUUGGGGAUCCUUGACGUCUUACAAAUUUUUGGACGUGCUGGUCGGCCGCAAUUUCAAGACACGGGUAUCGGUUUCAUCUGUACAACACAUGACAAGCUGCAUCACUAUCUUUCCACGGUCACGCAACAGCUACCAAUCGAGUCGAGCUUCUCUAAACGAAUGGUCGACAAUCUGAAUGCUGAGAUCUCGCUUGGGACGGUUACUUCCGUAGCAGAAGCUGUCCAAUGGAUUGGCUACUCCUACCUCUUUGUGAGGAUGCGGCGCAAUCCUCAUUUAUACGGGAUAGAUUGGGCAGAGAUUAGAGACGAUCCUCGACUCGUUCAAAGGAGACGAAAGCUAGUUAUUGACGCUGCCAGAGUCUUGCAGCAGAGUCAGAUGAUAAUCUUCAAUGAAACUACCGAAGAACUCCGAGCGAAAGACGUUGGCCGGAUAGCCAGUCAAUACUACGUGCAACAAAGCAGCAUUGAAAUUUUCAACACCAUGAUGAAACCUCAGGCCACAGAAGCUGACGUGUUGAAAAUGAUCUCCAUGAGUGGAGAAUUCGACAACAUCCAGUCAAGGGAUACGGAGGAGAGGGAACUCACACGAUUGAAGGACGAAGUGAUUGCCUGUGAAGUCGAUGGUGGUGUCGGAACGCCUCACGGCAAGACGAACAUCUUACUUCAAUCUCACAUCUCGAAGGCGCGACUCGAAGACUAUACUUUGUCUUCGGACACUUCAUAUGUAGCCCAAAACGCAACACGAAUUUGCAGAGCUCUUUUUAUGAUAGCACUCAACAGGCGAUGGGGUCACCAAUGCCUAGUACUGCUGUCCCUGUGCAAAUCAAUCGAGAGGCAGGUAUGGCCUUUCGAACAUCCUUUUCAUCAAUUCGACCUUCCACAGCCUGUGCUCAGAAAUCUCGAUGAGAAGAGUACUUUGACCUCGAUCGAGCAGAUGCGCGAUAUGGAGCCAUCAGAGAUUGGUCAACUGGUCCACAAUAAUAAAAUGGGCGGUAUCCUGACGAAACUACUCGACAACUUCCCAACUUUGAGCGUAGACCACGAGAUCGCGCCACUCAAUCGCGAUGUACUCAGAGUCCGAUUUUAUAUUACUCCGGACUUCCGAUGGAACGAUAAGCACCAUGGUACUUCAGAAUCAUACUGGAUCUGGGUCGAGAACUCGGAGACAUCCGAGAUCUACCAUCAUGAAUUCUUCAUCCUAUCAAGAAAGAAGCUGUACGACGACCACGAAUUGAACUUCACUAUACCCCUAACUGAUCCACUGCCGACUCAGAUUUACGUCCGCGCCGUGUCUGAUCGUUGGCUUGGAGCCGAGACAGUUACUCCUAUCUCGUUCCAGCACCUUAUCAGGCCCGAUACGGAAAGUGUGUACACUGACUUGCUCAAUCUUCAACCAUUGCACAUCUCAGCACUCAAAAAUCCGCUUCUGGAGGAACUUUAUGGCCAACGCUUCCAAUACUUCAAUCCCAUGCAAACCCAGAUCUUCCACUGUCUAUACCAUACACCGGCUAAUGUAUUACUUGGAUCUCCGACAGGUAGUGGGAAGACUGUUGCAGCUGAACUGGCGAUGUGGUGGGCCUUCCGCGAGAACCCUGGAUCGAAGGUCGUAUACAUCGCGCCUAUGAAGGCGCUUGUGCGCGAGCGAGUGAAGGAUUGGGGCAAACGUCUUGCUCUUCCGAUGGGUCUGAAACUCGUCGAACUUACUGGUGACAACACACCUGAUACUCGUACGAUUAGAGACGCCGAUAUUAUUAUUACUACGCCUGAGAAAUGGGAUGGUAUCAGUCGUAGCUGGCAGACGAGGGGCUACGUGCAACAAGUCAGUCUUGUCAUCAUCGAUGAGAUUCAUCUACUGGGUGGCGACCGUGGUCCAAUUCUUGAGAUCAUUGUCUCUCGUAUGAAUUAUAUUGCAUCUCAGAAGAAAGGCUCGGUACGCUUGCUGGGUAUGUCCACUGCGUGCGCAAAUGCCACAGACCUGGGCAACUGGCUUGGUGUGAAGCAAGGGUUGUUCAACUUUCGACAUUCUGUACGACCGGUACCGCUUGAGAUCUUCAUCGACGGUUUUCCAGAACAGCGAGGCUUCUGCCCGCUGAUGCAAUCGAUGAACAGACCGACCUUCCUCGCCAUCAAGUCACACUCUCCCAACAAGCCAGUCAUUGUAUUUGUCGCUUCCCGACGGCAAACUCGCCUUACAGCCAAAGAUCUCAUCAACUUCUGUGGCAUGGAAGACAAUCCACGUCGCUUUGUAGGAAUGUCGGAAGAUGAUCUUAUACUCAACUUAUCCCGCGUCAAAGACGACUCUCUUCGCGAAGCUCUUAGCUUCGGAAUUGGCCUGCAUCACGCUGGUCUCGUUGAAUCUGAUCGACAGCUCGCAGAAGAGCUUUUCGCAAAUAAUAAGAUACAGAUCCUCGUUGCCACGAGUACUCUGGCAUGGGGUGUGAAUCUGCCUGCGCAUCUAGUUGUAGUCAAGGGUACACAGUUCUUUGAUGCCAAGAUCGAAGGGUAUAAAGACAUGGACUUGACAGAUGUUCUCCAGAUGCUUGGUCGCGCCGGUCGUCCUCAAUUCGACUCAUCUGGAGUUGCCCGAAUCUUCACACAGGAGGCUAAGAAGCCAUUCUACAAGCAUUUCCUGCAUACUGGAUUUCCAGUAGAGUCCUCAUUGCACAAUGUCCUGGACAACCAUCUGGGAGCAGAGAUCUCGGCGAAGACUGUUGCUACAAAACAGGACGCGCUGGAUUAUCUGACAUGGACGUUUUUCUUCCGGCGUUUGCACAAGAAUCCAUCGUACUAUGGUCUUAAAAUUUCUGCUGAUGAGCACAACACCAUCGCAGCCCAACAGCUUGCGAAUGAGUACAUGACUGAACUAGUUGACAGGUCUCUCAACGAGCUUGCCACUUCUGGGUGUAUAGAGAUCCACUCCGAUGGUGAUAUCGAUCCUACCCCUCUUGGUCGCAUAAUGAGUUAUUACUAUCUGUCGCACAAGACUAUUCGUCAUCUUAAAGACCAUGCGACACGCACGGCGACUUUCGAGGACGUGUUGAAGCUGAUGAGCAUGGCGACCGAGUACGAUGAGCUACCAGUUCGUCACAAUGAAGACUUGAUCAAUGCUGAGCUAUCCAAAAAUCUUCCACUCAAGGCCGAUAACAUGGACUUGCCAAUGUGGGAUCCGCAUGUAAAGGCAUUCCUGCUUCUCCAGGCCUACUUCAGUCGCAUUGAUCUGCCUAUCAGCGAUUACGUUGGAGAUCAGAAUUCUGUACUUGACCAGAGUAUCCGUAUCAUCCAAGCCAGCAUCGACGUCCUCACCGAAUUCGGGUUUAAGGAAAGCUGUGCGAUGAUGAUGACGCUGCUGCAGUGUGUCAAGUCAGCGCGCUGGCCAACAGAUCAUGUUCUGUCUAUCUUUCCAGGCGCAGAGCGUCUUGCAGACUCGCCUCCGAAGCAAGACGCCACCCCAUCUUCGCUCGUCGCCGUGACACAGAUGACACGUCACUCCAUCGAGGCAUUGCCAUCCACACUCAAUAUUCCACAAAGCAUCCGCCCUCGCUUCCUGAAGGCUGUAUCGCAUCUCCCAACACUCCAUAUUAGUGUUCCACCCGACUCCAUCUCCUCCACCACUCUCACGCUCUCCCUGACCCGCACCAACCGCCCGACCGACACCCAACUCCGCAUCUUCGCGCCACGCUACCCGAAGCCGCAAUCUGAAGGCUUUUUCGUACUCAUCUCGCUUGCAGGAACCGACGAAAUUGUCGCAUUGAAGCGCGUCGGUUGGAAUGUAGCUGACCCCAGAAAAGCUGGUAAAGGAGGUCAGAGUGCGAGACCUGGCAUGAAGACCAUGGCAAAGCUGAGACUGCCGGAGAGCGAAGUGGCGCGGAAGAUGGAUGUUAGCGUUGUUAGUGAUGGGUAUGUGGGCAUGUCUUGGAAGUUGCAGAUUGAUGUACCGGCAAUGAUCAAGACGAUGGGAGUUGAGGCGCCGGCGGCGAAGAAGGAGGCUUCUUCUUGAUUUGCGAUGGAGUGUUUCCUGGAUUACCGAAUUCGUCUUCUUUAGUGGACUUGGUCUGCUCGGAUGGACAGGAGGAAAGUUAUAUUGCUGGCAUUGUAGCUUGUUAUAUACGAUUAUGAGAUAAUAAACUCAGAUGCCUUGUCCUCGCUUUAUCGGUUGCGUAAGCUCCACUUCUACAGACGACUCCUUGACGCUUUCAAAAGAACCAGCGCACGGAAUAUAGCUAUGGUUCGUGUACGUAUAGCUCAGAGCAUACAUGUCUUCCAUUCGUUGCCCCUAGUC